GAAAAUCCGAUUCGUUUUGUUUUGGCGGGUCGAUUCCCUUGGAUGUUAAAUGAAGUCUUUAGGUUUUGAGUUGAUCUAUCCACGCAAUUGUAAACCAGUCUCUGGUGAUCUGUCCGUGGAGGAGUUAAGGAAGCGCCUCAAUGCAAGUGAUAAGCUAUUUCUCAUAUUCGUAGGAACUAAAUUGUUCUCUAGAUAAUGUUAUCGAAGAAGAAAGACGGUUCUUAGAAUCUACUUUGGAUGGAGAACAGGCGUCUCUUACUCAGGAACACUCGAAAUAUAAAGGACUCUUUCUGCUUCUUACAUCGCCUGAAUUCCUAACGAAUGCAGACGUAGAUAUUCAGCUGAGAGUUGGGGUUUGUAUCUGCAAACUCCUCAAAGUAUUUUGUCCGCAUAAUCCCCUGAGUGGUUUGUCAGAAGAAAAAUCACUUACAAAAGAUGUAUUAACUUUCCUUAUUAACUGCAUUGAAUUGCUGUCAAACCUGAAGUCUAAGGAAAACGUCAAUUAUAUUAAAUUGCAUACUAUGCUUUAUAUAUGCGUUCAAAUUGACACUUUCAUGUGGUGUUCCGUUUUGGGAGACGAGACUGUCCUUUUUAAUUUCAUUAAAAUGACGUUUGCAAUAAUCAAGAAUUUAGAUGUCUGGUCUUGGGCUGACGUUUCUGUUGUUCGCCAAGCGAUUUUAGACAUGGUCGUCAAAGUUGUAGUCCAUUCCGAAAAAAUUCUGACUCAUGACAUAGUCACAUUUGUACUGCAGUUUCUAAUAGAACCCGCAAAAAGUACUCAACCUGCCCAACAUACAUUCUCUCGGGAUUUGAUUAUUCGAACAGCUGACCAGAUCGAGUAUCAAAUCCAGAUGUUAUUACAAAAUUCUCUCAUUGUAGGCAGUUGCAACGGUAUCAAAGCAAAAACAAGAAAUAAAUCCAGUCCUCCAGAAAACAACUUAGAAGAUAAUUUUACGAAGGAUAUAAAUGAAAGCGGUUCUGGUGAGGAAGACACAAAUCCUGAUCCACUGGGAGAGCACGCAUUCUUAAUUAUCUAUGCCCUACACACAAUACAAAGCAGCAUAGUUGCACCGGUGCUUCCUACAAUCGAGCUGAAGUUGAAGUCCUCCCUUGCGCGUGAUAGGAAACGAUCAUUCAGGCUUCUGGCGCUCUUGUUUUCAGAGUCGAAUUCUUUACUCCAUAGACGAAACCCAAAUCUUUGGGAUGCAUUUCUGGGACGCUUUAAUGAUAUCGACAGUGAAGUUCGCAUGCUCUGCAUUCACAUGUUGCCACAACUUUUAAGUAAGAACCAGGAGCUACCGCAUGACCAGCUGUUAUCUUGUUUUCAACAGCGCAUUUACGAUCCAGACGAAGGCGUGCGACUGUUGGCACUACAAACUAUGACUGCUCUAACCAAGAAAUCUCAAAGUGAAUUUAGUGAUAACUUCUUCGAACUAUUGAAGGAGCGUUCGAGGGAUAAAACUUUGUCUGUUCGAAAAGAAGCCUGUUUCGCCCUAUCAUCUCUGUACAAAGAUAGUUUAGAGUCAAAAUGCUUAUCUACUGCUAAGUCAUCAUCUGCACUAAAUACAAUUUUACAUUUGUACUACCAAAAUUCAUUGGAUGAUAAAUUUAUUGUGGAACGAUUACUAAAAAGUUCAAUUGUUCCUUACACUUCCAAAAAUUCAGCCCGUGUACAAGCCUUGAUUCGGUGUUAUAGCUUGAUGGAUGAAGCUUCGAUCAAGGCGAUGCAGGAAAUUUUCAAAGCUCAGUAUGCUAAUCUUAAUCUUCUUCGUGAUACUGUCAAAUUGUUGGAGGAACAUAUGAGAGGAGAAAUGUCUCCUGAAGCUAACACUAAAAUAAUGUCAAUGAUACAAAUUCUCAAUGGUUUAAUACCGAAAACAGAAAAAUCUGUGGAACAUCUGAAACGGUUUUUCAAUCAAACCCACACAGAUAAAGACCUUCGACGGCUUUUGGUAAGACUGACAAAACCACAAUAUACUUGUGAACAAGUAGUAGACACAUUAAAGGAAAUACUGAGGAAAAUCGGUAAAACAACAGGUGCUGUAAAUACUGCCAGCGAUAACCAAACGAAUUAUUCACGCGUUGUCAAAAUGUUGUUGGAACGUUGUGCACCAGUUCUUUUUGAUAAAGAAUUCGGCAAAGAAUUAAUGAGUCAGCUCAUGGUGGACAAUCAGUCUUCUUCUGCAUUUGGGACUACUGAAUCUAUAAGUGUUGCACGCUCACUACGUUUAUUGCUUGCAGUCUCUGUUUACUUUAAAGAAAUUCUACCGCCAGGAGAAGUAAUAAAUUAUUUACUAAGCAUUUUAUCUGAUAAAAAUUAUUCAGAAAAUGGUGAAGCUGUUGACGAAAUCAAGUCAAUUUCAGUUAAUUCUGAUUGUGAUCCAUACACUCUACAAGAGAUGGCGUUAAAUAUACUCUGCUGUAUACUCGGCCGUGGUACAAGUGGUUCAUUUUAUACCCCUGAAUCUAAUGACGCCAUAAAAAAUGUUGCUGUUCAACAGUCAUUAAUUAACUGUGCUCAUUUGAGUAAAUGUUCAAAAGAGCUUUUGCCAAUCUUACGUCGCUUUUGCUGUACUGGAAUAACUCUUAAUGCGCUAGAAUCUAACCAAAACAAAAAUGUCUCAAAAAACUUGACUAAAACUAAUCGUGGAUAUGGUGUGAAAAAGCUUUCACUCGGUCCGACUACAGAAGAUAUCGCUCAGAUGGGUCUUGUUUGGCGUCGUGAACGACGACGUUCCAAGUUGUCAGUACGCGUUCUGUUUUGUCUGCUUGACGUUGUACAUCAGCUAAUGUGUCCACCUGUUGAUCUUGACUCGGAGGAUGAAAAAUUGAUGAAAAAGAAAUCUCCUGACAGCAAGAUGAAACUGAAUUUGUUGAAGUCGACAAUUGAAGAAACUCUCAAUGAAAUAGUUAAAGUUUGUAUUUCGUGCCCUGUUCUAUCCAGUGAAUAUAUAGCCUGUCUGACUUCAUUAAAUCAUAUUGCAUUAUUAUUUCCUGGUACGUAUAACGACGAAAUUAAGACUUUGAUUACAAAAUCUUUGGUGCAACAAGUGUUACCAUGCGAACCAGGUGAUUCACCAAAUGGAGAAGAAGAUAAAAAUCAUACUAAAUUAACUGCAUUGCCAAAUCAUGCCAAACCAGGUGAUAACCUUAGCACUUGGUGUCCUGAUGGAUUGAUAAGCGAUUUGACUAAAGCGAAGAUUUCAGCUAUAAAACUUAUGACAAACUGGUUAGUUGGAUUAAAAAAUGAGGUGAAACCUGUUGCUCAAGCUAUUAUUCGCCUCAUCUAUCGUAUUAUUAUUCAUGAUGGAGAUUUAACAAAAGGUGGCAAAAUUUCAUAUGGGGAAAUGUCACGUAUGCGUUUAGUAGCCGCCACUUCUUGGUUGAAACUUGCACGUUGUCAGGCUUAUGUGGAGUGCAUCGAAAUUGGAUGGUAUUUGUCUAUGACUUAUAUACUCUGUGAUCCAUGUCCACAGAUUCGUUCUCAUUUUCUGACAAAACUUAAUCAAGGUUUGUAUAAAUUGCGACUUCCACUUGAGUAUAUGGCUAUUUUUGCACACGCUUCCAAUGUCCCUGAACCUGCAUUUAAACAACGUGCAAAACAAUUAUUUAUUGCCAAUGUUCAAAGACGUCGUGCUUUCUUGAAUAAAAAUCCUUCAUAUUUUCGUGAUGCUAAAUAUUUAUUUGGAUUAUUACCGGACUAUAUACUUCCAUAUUUGAUAUAUUUACUUUCUCAUGAUUCCAAAUGGACUAAAAUAGACGAUGUAGAAAUAUUGAAUAAAAUUAAAAGUUCUUUAUGGUUUGUAAUGGAACCGAUUAUGUCGCAUGGUGAAAAUUUUAGUUUUUUACGAAAAAUUAUUGAAAAAAUUAAAUAUGCACGAGAUGCUCUUAAUCCUGAUGAUGCUUUUGUUAACGAGAAAUUGUACACUGUAUGCGAUAUUUGUUUGGGUCUAUUGCUUUCUCGUUGUACUAAUCCUACAAGUAAAGAAUAUCCAGUUGAUGUAAAACUACCCAAAACUCUUUUCACAUCUACACCAAUCGAUUUUCGAAAUCCUGAUUUCAAACAAUUAAUGAAUAUGGUUGUUGAAAGUGGAACGCAAGCGAGUGAAGAUACCUUAUUGAGUGAAUCCAUGGAGGCUAUUGUCCAAAAUAAAACAAAACCAAUUUUACAGUUUACACCGAAUAAGCAUACAAAAGAAUUUAAAGAUGGAUUAAUUCCUCUUGAACUUUUAAAGAUGAAAAACGCUGCUAUUCCAAAGACAAAAAAAACUAAACCGGCCAGCAAAAAUGAAGAGUCAAAGGCGAAAUUUGAAACCAAAUCCAAAAAAGAUAACAAUGAGCCAUCACGACCAGAAGAAAAGGGUCCAGUUGCGGACACAGUGACAGAUGACGACAAUGAGCCACAUAAGGAAGUAAAUACCAUACAUUGUAUUGCGUCCACUAGUCGUGUCUCACCUAAAAGCACUAUUGUAGAUGUUACCAAUACUGAUAUUAAUGUGUGCAUUGUAGAAACACGUUCAACUCGCAGUUCUAGUAACCAAAAUAAGCGUAAGAAUACAUCUCCACCAGGAAUUGUUAAACGCCAACGCGUUAAUCCAUCAUCGAAUUUAACUUCACACCUUCAUCAAAGCACACUUGAUCGUGUUGUACAGACCAACAAAACUUCCCAGAAAAAUAUCUCGUUAACGCCGGAUAGCGUCAAUCAGCAGGUGUCAAGUAUCUCUCCGCGUAAAAGUCCCAAACAUCUCACUAAACCUGCUCCAGAAGCGCAUUCUAAAAAGUCAAGUAAACCUCCUCAGUCGUCAACAAACAGUUGCUCCAAUAAUUCUAAAAAUACUAAACAGGAAAGCAAUCUUUGUCCAACACCAGCUUCAAAUGAUUGGGGGACAUUGUUGCGAUCUAAAAGUAACAAAAAUAGUGAAAAAACUCAAGGGCUCAUCGAUGUUUCGAAAAAGUCUCUACAGAAUGCCAACAAAACACUAUCGAGAACUAAUUACAGAGUCUCGACAUCACUUAGAACUGUUGAUAAUUCUAAUGGAUCCAACAAUAUUUCAGAAAGACCAUCUAGAUUAAGCGCAAUUGUUGCCAAGCAAAAAUUGUUAUCACCUAUAUCCGUAUUUAGUUCAACGUCAACAUCAAACCAAUCAACUCCAAAAAGAAGGUAAGUUCAUUCAUUCGAUCUGAUAUGUUAUUUUAAAGAAACUUACUAUUUGAACUGUGAUACACGUUAAUAUUUGUUCGUCACCUUUUUUUACGGAAACCAACGAGUAGAGAAUCACUUGAUAUUAAACCUGAGUAGCGUUUCAAAUGUACCAAUCAAAUCAAAUGUCUCAAGUAUUAGAUUGCAGUGAUUUGAUUGGUUUUGAGGAUUUCAUCAUGAACUGAUAUCUGUUACAGGACCAUUGGAAAACAUGGGAGUACUGGACCAGCUGUUUCAUCCUAGUUUGGGGGGUACAGCAGGUUAGGUGUGAGGACAAAUACUCUCCGAUGACAUUCACUAGUCGUCGCACCGUAUCGUGAAUUGGCGGAAGUUGCGAUUCAUGAACUGUUGGGUCGGGGGCCCCAGUGGCUCACCUUGUGACCAGAAGGUCCUAGGUUUGAAUCCUGGUGGUGGGUGCGUACUGAUGAAGAGUCCCAAACACUAUGACGAAAUAGCUGUCUAGUACUCCCAGGUUUUCCAAUGGUACUCUAACUGAUGUCAGCUCAUGAUAAAAUCCUGCAACAAAAUGUUUCUUGAUGAGCGAAUUAGCGACGUAUGUACAUUCUACUAAACUUUAAAGCAUUAUGAGGGUCUUUGUCGUUAUUCUUUGAGACACAACUUAUAACAAAAAUGAGAAUCCCGUUGUACAGUUUGCCGUCAAAAUAAUUGUGUCGUUUUUUCGCCGUAAACGGAGAGUGUGUUGAAUUACAUGACGGUUGUAGUUAGUAGGGAUAUUGUAGGGCUAUAACAACUGACUACCAAUUCCAGUCGCUUUUGCUACGACUUUUUGGUUAGUGUUUAAAAUACUUCCAGUCAUUUCUAAUUUUAGGAAACAAGUUGUAUGCUUAUUUCUAGUGAAAUAUCCGAUUGACUGUUUUCUCUUUCUGUAUGAUAACACAUAAUCUUUGGCUUUUACUUAAACGUGAAGUUCAAAAUGAGACACUCCUUCUCUUGUUUUGUUUUUCUGCAGAUAAUGAUAAUGCUUUGAAUU
Trichobilharzia regenti is the source of this 6191-nucleotide messenger RNA. The record is from the annotation of a GenBank genome assembly. Lineage: Eukaryota; Metazoa; Platyhelminthes; Trematoda; Strigeidida; Schistosomatidae.